CGCACAGCUUGACACUCCGUGCGUCUGAAAGUACGGCUCUGAACUGACUUAUAAUUUUCCACCUGGCAGCUGACGAAAGUUGACAGCUUUGAAAAUGCAGUCGGAAUCGGGGAUCGUGGCCGACUUUGAAGUCGGAGAGGAAUUUCACGAGGAGCCUAAAACGUAUUACGAGCUGAAGAGCCAGCCGCUGAAAAACAGUAAUCCAUCGGAGCAGCAGCAUGGCUCCUCUAAGCCCCCGCUGGGUUCGUCGGCCGUGACCUCUCGUAUCUUGCUCCGCCAGCAGCUGAUGCACGAGCAGCUCCAAGAGCAGGAGCGGCGAGAGCAGCAGAGACGGCAGAGCUCAGCGUACGCACAGCCCUCCGUCACCCAGAGCCCCGCCAUCAACGUCAGCAUCCCCGCCGGCCUGCCCAGCGCCACCCAGGUGCCCAUGGAAGUGCUGAAGGUUCAAACGCAUCUUGAAAACCCCACGAAGUAUCACAUCCAGCAGGCUCAGAGGCAGCAGGUGAAGGCGUAUCUGUCCACCACGCUGGGAGGAAAGCUGGGCUCGCAGGCCGUGAGCUUGCCGUGCCCCAGCCAGGCCCCUGACCACGGGGGAAUGCCUCCGGGGCCGGGCAACAGCACCCCCAACAGUCCCAUGGCCUUACUGACCCUCAACUCCAACUGUGAGAAAGAGAUGGACGAUGUCAUUGAUGACAUCAUUAGUUUGGAAUCCAGUUACAAUGAUGAUAUCGUGGGACUCUCGUUGGACCCCGGACUUCAGAUGGCCAACACGAUCCCUGUGUCAGCGAACCUCUUAGACAUGUAUAGUAAACCGGGCAUGCCGCCUCCAGGAAUCUCUAUUAGUAACUCGUGCCCUGCUAACCUGCCCAACAUUAAAAGGGAAUUCUCCGUUACUCAAUCUCCAGCCAUGAUGCACAUGAUGGACAAGCACAGCCCCUGUAGCAAGUUUGAGAGCUAUCAAAGGCCUGAAGGGUUUCCUGUGGAGGCAGAAGUUCGCGCUUUCGCAAAGGAAAGGCAAAAAAAGGACAACCAUAACUUAAUUGAGAGGCGACGAAGAUUCAACAUUAACGAUCGAAUCAAAGAACUGGGGACUCUGAUUCCUAAAUCAAAUGACCCGGACAUGCGCUGGAACAAGGGCACUAUUCUGAAGGCCUCUGUGGAUUACAUCAGGAGACUUCAGAGAGAGCAGCAGCGUGCCAAAGAGCUGGAGAACCGUCAGAAGAAGCUGGAACACGCCAACCGCCACCUGAUGCUCAGGAUACAGGAGCUGGAAAUCCAUGCUCGUGCUCACGGACUGGCCGUCGUCUCGUCUACACUCUGUUCAUCAGAGCUAGCAGCCCGGCCCAUCAAACAGGAGCAGGCCCUGGGCGACUGCUCCCGGGAUAUGUACCCUCACAUGCACCCGUCCUGCCCCGACAUGGGCCGCUCCAGCACCCUAGACCUUAACGACGGCACAAUCACCUUUAACGACUCUAGCACUUCCACUGAUGCGGGGGCUUAUGGUCUUGUCCCAAAGGCACAUGGCACUAAACUCGACGACAUCAUGAUGGACGACACAUUGUCAUCUGUAGCAACGAGCGACCCACUCCUCACCUCUGGAGCCUCGAACGAAAGCAGCUGUAAGGACAGCGUGAACAUGGAGGAGAACGAGCAUGUUUGUUAGUGCAGCGGAACCGCUAGUCAUUGUUGCGUUUUUCCGGUAACACAAUUGACUGCUAAGGAGGAAGCACGGCCUGUUUUGUCAAGUGCAAAAUAAUAUUAUUUUUAUGUUUACACUCCUUUUAUUUUAUUGUGUUUUAACCUUAUUCCAGUUUGGUCUAGCAAAAUUUCAUUGUGUUAUAAUAAUAUCAAAAUAAUCAAGGUCAGUAUCAUAAAACGACUGAUUUGUGUAACUUCACAUAGGUGUAUUAGAAUAUAAUCAACUUUGGGAUAAUAUAAAAGUGCACUUGAAAGGUGAUUUCUUUGGAUGUACAGUAGUGUGUUUGCGCGCAGUUUAGAAGAAUAUUUCUCUUUUUUUAUAUAUCCUUGUAAAGGAAUGAUUUAAGCAAAAUGCUUCCCAUUUAAUGUGUAGAUAUUAAGCGACAGACAGUUGAUAUUUCAAGGGAUAGUUCACCCAAAAAUGAAAAUCUGUUAAUUUACUCAUC
Messenger RNA from Sinocyclocheilus anshuiensis, 2144 nucleotides. RefSeq names its product microphthalmia-associated transcription factor-like. The record is from RefSeq and is a predicted model, not a curated record. Gene Ontology annotation, biological process: melanocyte differentiation; regulation of transcription by RNA polymerase II. The transcript has 10 exons. Gene Ontology annotation, cellular component: nucleus. Gene Ontology annotation, molecular function: protein dimerization activity; DNA-binding transcription factor activity, RNA polymerase II-specific; RNA polymerase II cis-regulatory region sequence-specific DNA binding. The coding region runs from base 95 to 1663 and encodes 522 amino acids. NCBI's taxonomy places the organism in Eukaryota, Metazoa, Chordata, Actinopteri, Cypriniformes, Cyprinidae.